GUCACAUGUCAGCGUACACAGACGGCAGUUUGACACCUCCGCUUCUCCGCCAGAGAGAAACACUCGGCAGCUAAGCGGCUCUGGACGGCAGGAGACGGACGGCGAUGGCGAGCGGUGACAGCCAGGAAACUUUCGAGUCAUGGCUCAAUCAGGCCACGGACCCAAAUAAUCAGGAGGACAGAUGGGACUGUAUUCAGGGUUUCUACGAGCUUGUCAACCAGGAGACUAACGGGCCGCAGGUAGCCGUUCGUCUUCUUGCACAUAAAAUCCAGUCCCCACAGGAGAAAGUGGCUCUGCAGGCUCUCACGAUUCUCGAGGCAUGUAUGAACAACUGUGGCAAGCGGUUCCACAGCGAGGCUGCCAAGUUUCGCUUUCUCAAUGAACUCAUCAAAGUCUUAACACCAAAGUAUUUUGGCUCGUGGACUCCACAGAAAGUCAAAGACAGGGUGACGGAGGUCCUCUACGGCUGGACGCUCUGGCUUAAAGAUGAACCUAAGAUUCAGGAAGCUUACAGCAUGCUCAAGAAACAAGGUAUUGUGCAGAAAGAUCCCAAACUGCCGGACACAGUUGUAAUGGCUCCUCCACCACAGAGAACCACAGAGUCUGUUUUUGACCAGGAGGAGAAAGCUAAGCUGUUGGCCAGAUUAUUGAAAAGUGGCCGUCCUGAAGACCUGGAAACUGCCAACAGGCUCAUUAAAAGCACCAUCAAAGAGGAGCAAGAGAAGGCUGAGAAAGUGUCAAAGCGUGAGUCUACUCUGCAGGACGUGGAGAGCAGCACUAAGCAGCUCAGAGAGCUGCUGGAACAGCACGCUAUCACUGGAACUUCAUUACAGCCCAGCGACGACAUGAAGGCGCUGUAUGAGCGCUGCGACCGGCUGAGGCCCAGCCUCUUCCGACUGGCCAGCGACACGAUGGAUGACGACGCUGCUCUGGCGCAGAUCCUGGCAGCUAACGAUGACUUGACUCUCGUAGUGAACGCUUACAAAUUCCGGGUGGUGGGAGCAGAGUGUAACGGAGAAAGAGCACGAAGUAAAAGUGAAGAAGUGACGAGUAAUACGGCUCCUAUGAGUCACAGAGAGGUUAAGAGCUACCACCUCAUCGAUCUGUCAGCGUUGGACUCUCCGCAGACUCACAGUAAAGCCGAUUCCCUGCCUGUAUUCGAAUCUUCGUCACCUGUCUUCACCUCUUAUCUGGACAAAGCUUUCAGCUCAGAAGCCGACCAGAACUUAAACGAAUUAGAUCUGGUCUCAAAGCAAAGGACUCAGGAGACUUCUAAGUCCUAUUCUGAGGAACUGAUGCAGUUAAAUGGAGACAUUUUUAAUGCUGAGCAGAACGGAGGAGGGGGGUUUUUGCUGAGAGCCCGUGGAUGUGGUGGCAGCAGUGCUACAACUAACGGGACAGACAUUUGGUCUCACCCUCAAAGUCAGCAGUUCAAAUGGUCGGACAAACCAUCAAAUGAAGGCUCAGGUUCUCCAGUGAAACUAGAGGACUCAUGCCCCCCACACCUCCUGAAGAACAUCUUUGUUCCAAUGGAAAGCAUCAAAUCCAGUCAGCUGGAGCCGAUCACGUUAUACAACCGGGCCGGUUUCCACGUAUCUCUUCAUUUCGCUCAAGACCCUCCGCCAGGUCAUCCAGGUGUCGCCGUGGUCGUCAUGUCUGCAGUGAACACAUCUGCGCUCGAUGUGAGAGACUUCCUGUUUCAAGCUGCUGUUCCAAAGACGAUGUUAGUGAAACUUCAGCCUGCCUCAGGGACACACCUACCUCCAUACAACCCUGUCCUGCCUCCACCUGCUGUCUCCCAGGUCCUCCUGUUAGCUAAUCCUCAGAGGCGUAAAGUCCGCCUGCGCUACAAGCUCACACUGAUGCACGGAGACCAACAUCUGAGCGAAACGGGAGAGAUCGACAACUUUCCUGACUGGAUGUCUUUGACCGGCCACUGAAAACUUCACAAACUUGGAUUUGUACUCUGUGCUGGGUGUGAAAUUAACAUUUGAAGGAAGAGAGAGUGAAAGUGAAGCCAGGGAGGAAGAAAAACUCAACCAGAAGAUGGAGAUGCUUUCAGGUUUGGACACUUCAUGAAGUAACACCAAGCAAGUUUGUAUUUUUGAAAAGUGGGGGUUUUUUGGUUUUUUUUUUUUUUAACAAUUUGCUGUGAUUAAAAAAAGCAACUGUGAUUCAGGCAAAGAAAUUAUUUAAAAAAAGAGUUUAAAGUCUUACAUUGCACAUGAAAUCCGUUACUUCCAGUUCCUUUAUACCUGGUUGGUAUUCCAAAGAAACACCAAGCAUUGACACUGGAGUCACACUAUGGUAAACGGUGGCUGGAGACAGCAGUGCGACUAAAAGUAUUGUGACCUUGAGAUCUUGUUGCCUUUUGAAGAUAUAGUGUAACUACUCAUCAGUGAGUUGUUGUGAUCUGUAUUCCAAGCUUGAUGCAUCAAAACACGAUAAAACUGCAAUAAGAGGCGUCAGUCUGCAACUUGAUGGGGUACAUACAAUCUGUUUGUGAUCAUUUGUGAUAAUGCAGAGAUUCGCUAUGAGGAAUCACAAAUCUGUUGCUGUCAGAAAUUCACAGAAAGUGCUUAAAGUCAGAGUCUCACAAAUAGGAAACAGAAAGUUCCUCCACAAAUACUGACGUAUGGCUGCAGGGCUGCGAUUUAACUACAGAAUGACAUUUACUCUGCUACCUUGCUUUUAUUUAGGUACAUAACAAGAAUACAACCAGUUGGCAACCAGCUGACUUGAGCCCCCUUAUUGCAAAGAGAUAUGACGUGGACGUGUUGUGCUCGCUUUGGAGUGACUGCUUUGGACACAGUUUGUCUCCCACGCGGCGACCUGUGCACCCGUGUUUAUGCUCUGGGUUAGCACUUAGUUGCUGCAACCACUUUCAAUCAGUCACUGAAUUCUAAAAUACUCAGUGCAGUCAACAGGUCAGUGGGAUGCAUGCACGCGCACACACACACACACACACACACACACACAAAUAAUGAGCAGCAAAGGGAGCAGCUGUUGCUCUGUUUAUUGUAAAACCCAAACAGUCCAAGGCUUUAGUAGUUAUUGUUGCUUUAGCUGUGUCAUUAAGAAACUCAAGUACAACAAAAUCUGUGGCAAAAAUAAAAUAAUCUAUUAUCCAUUCAGAGGAUUUUACAGUUCUUUUACACUUUUGUGUGCAUCAAAAUAUUGUAUUUCAAAUCUAAGCAUGUGAUGUAAGGGUGUUCACGUGGGUUCAGCACAUCCCCGACUGGACCCGAUUCAUGUGUCAGAUGCUCUGCUGUCAUCUUAUUUUGCUGCCUCAUGCUGUUGUUAAGCCACUGAGGUGCAAUCCAGCGUAAGCUGACGUGUUGCUGGUUUCAAGUCUUCAUUUGAAAAACUCUUCUGCUUUUCUGACAUCAGAACUCUCGAAGCACCUUGAGAUGUUUUUAGUAUGUAUUUAUCUUCCAACUAAGAUUUCCUUUCCUUACACUUAAAGUGUGUGAGUAUAGUUAUUAAAUUGUGUUACUGCAUUUCGGAUCUGCUUGUUUGUGUAUCAAUUAAAAGAUUCAAGAAAAAACACAAAGAAAUGUAGCAAAGCUGAUAAAAAUUGUUUACAUCUGUAAACACUUUUCCCUCCACUCUGUGGCAGAAAGCAGGACAAAAUAACUGAUGAAUGUGUUAAAUACACUUUAAAAUAAAUCAGUUACUACUCUUUGCUGUAGCUUUUUGUAGCGUUUGACUCUUAGUAGCAUGCUUCAUGUUUUUUUUCUUUGGUCCUCUUGUUUCUCUGUGUGAAGUUGUUUCCAGUUUGCUUGUGUUUCAUUUUAUUUUAUUUAGUUUUCUUUAAUUACAGACUGUGUGUUGUUUCCUCAGCUUUAACCACUUUAUGAACCCCAAAGAAGACAUUCAGGCUCAGUUUUACCUGCUUCCUCCUGUGUGACUGUGAAACAGGAAAUGCAUGUCUGUCAUGUGUCAGUAUUGAGUUCUUCAAUAAAUAUGGAUUCUGUUACA
This is a messenger RNA of Pelmatolapia mariae (spotted tilapia), 3981 nucleotides long. RefSeq names its product ADP-ribosylation factor-binding protein GGA3-like. NCBI's taxonomy places the organism in Eukaryota, Metazoa, Chordata, Actinopteri, Cichliformes, Cichlidae. Gene Ontology annotation, cellular component: trans-Golgi network. The transcript has 16 exons. Gene Ontology annotation, molecular function: small GTPase binding; phosphatidylinositol binding; ubiquitin binding. The record is from RefSeq and is a predicted model, not a curated record. Gene Ontology annotation, biological process: protein localization to cell surface; Golgi to plasma membrane transport; intracellular protein transport. The coding region runs from base 105 to 1940 and encodes 611 amino acids.